AUGAAGUUUCUCACCCUCGCCACCACCCUCGCGUCCAUCGCGACCGCCUGCUCCGCGAGCUCCUACACCGCGCUCGCGGACCCCAAGCUCUCCAUCAACGGCAUCCCCUUCAGCACGCGCGCCCACUGGAUGCGCCGCGCAAACGCUGCGCUCUCGGAGCUCUCCACCCCGUGCCCGUUCGCCGCGUUCGCGACCGCGAUCGUGAACCACACCGUCGGCGGCCUCGGCGAGCUCGUCUGCAUCGGCAUCAACUCGGGCGGGACGAUGGGGAACCCCACCAUGCACGGCGAGAUGGCGGCGAUUGCGAACUGCACCGCGGUCAUGACGGACCCGCACGGGCCGUACAACUACACGGCCGCGCAGGCGUCGGCGGCGUUCGCGGACCUCAGCCUGUACACCAACGCCGAGAGCUGCCCCAUGUGCGCGUCCGCGAUCCGUUGGGCGGGCUUCCGCGAGUACAUCUACGGCUCGACCAUCGAGAAGCUCAUCAAGCAGGGCUGGGGCCAGAUCCGGAUCCCGUCGCUCGAGGUGUUCAAGCAGUCGACGGACCUCUCGACCGAGUCGCGGCUCAUGGGGGCCGUGCUCACGAAUGAGACGGAUCCGUUCUUCCUGUGGCAGUACAACCCUGACUACCCUUGCCCUGACGGGUGCGCGCGGACGGAGGCGGGGGACUCGUGCGAGGUGCAUAACCACUGGAUUCGACAUGUACAGUGA
Messenger RNA from Epithele typhae, 714 nucleotides. Its product is annotated as guanine deaminase. Gene Ontology annotation, molecular function: guanosine deaminase activity. The coding region runs from base 1 to 714 and encodes 237 amino acids. The record is from RefSeq and is a predicted model, not a curated record. Gene Ontology annotation, biological process: purine nucleoside catabolic process. NCBI's taxonomy places the organism in Eukaryota, Fungi, Basidiomycota, Agaricomycetes, Polyporales, Epitheliaceae. The transcript is spliced from 3 exons.